CCACCUCCCGCUUGCUCGCUUCGCUUCCAUUCAUUUCGCGCACAAACGCACCGCACGCGCACGGUCACGGUGAGUGGGGGAGAAGGAAGGAGGACGGUCGAGAGGAUUCUGGUGGCGGCUGCGAGGAGGCGAUGGGGUGCGCGCGGACGGUGAAGGCCGGGGCCGCGGCCGCGGCGGCCGUGCUGGUGGCCGCCGGGGUGAGGCUGGUGGGGCCGGCGGCGGCGGGGUUCGUGGCGGAGGAGAUCCCGCGCGCGCAGGCGGCGGCCGCCACCUGGCUCACGCCGCCCUACCUGUACCUCGUCAUCAACGCCAUCAUCAUCUCCAUCGCCGCGUCCUCCAAGUUCCAGACCAGCCGCGCGUCGGGCUCCCACGCCGCUGUGGGGACGGAGCCGGUUCCAGUGCCUUCGCCGGCUCUGGCGAUGCCGAUGGAGUUGCCUGCACCCGCAGUGGCCAUGGCGAUGGCGGUGCCCGUUCCGGUGGCACGUGUUCCUGAGGACGUGCCGGUCGUCAAGACGCCCCCUGCGCCGGUGCCGGCGCCGGAGAUGGCGGAGGAGGAGGACUUCCUGAUUUCAAGAUCUGCAUGGACGCCGCAGCGAAGGGUCACGGAGGCGGAGGUUGAGGUGGCGCCGUUCGCGGACCUGACGAACAAGAGGGAGAAGCCGCUGUCGUCUGCGCGGUUCGGCCGGAAGGCGGCCAAGCCCAGCCCAGAAGGCAGCAGGGCGCUGCGUGUGUCGCGGCCGCGGAGGGAGGACACUCUGGAGAGCACGUGGAAGGCCAUCACGGAGGGGCGAGCGCCGCCGCUGGCGCGACACCUCAAGAAGUCGGACACCUUCGACACCCGCCCGGGCCGUCGCCCGUCCGGCGGCGGCGAGGAGGUGGUGCCCCCCGCGGCGACGAUGCGCAAGGCCGAGACGUUCAACGACCCUGCCAUCGCCAUGGGCGGCGCAGGCGAGAGGAAGGUGCGGCGCGAGCCGUCGCUGGGGCAGGACGAGCUGAACCGGCGCGUGGAGGCCUUCAUCAACAAGUUCAACAUGGAGAUGCGGCUGCAGCGGCAGGAGUCGCUGAAGCACUACAGCGAGAUGGUCGGCAGCGGCGGCGGUCGUUACUGAAGCGAGUUCCUCCCAGGAACUGAACUCGGGAUGAGAACAGCAAAGCAAGUUACUUCUUUUUUUGUUGGUGUGCCGCUCGUUUUUGGCUCUGGUUUCCGUUUCUCCUCUGUAAGAAAUGGUUCUGUCAAUAACUCCUAGUAGUAGUAGUAAGAAGGUGAUAGCGAUAGUAGUUUUGCACAAGGGAGUCAAGUUGAUAUGGGGAUGAUGCAGAUUAGUGAGGGCCUGGAGACCCCAAUUUCUUUUGGGAGCCGGGCAUGUGUAUUAAGUCUUUUGCUUACUAAGCUGUUUCAUGGCA
Molecule: messenger RNA, 1404 nt
Organism: Aegilops tauschii subsp. strangulata
Lineage: Eukaryota; Viridiplantae; Streptophyta; Magnoliopsida; Poales; Poaceae
Source: RefSeq, a predicted model, not a curated record